UUUAACUCGUUUAAAUCUCAUCUAUUCAGAUUUUUUUAAAAGUAAGUUGACCUUUUCACUCAUUAAUAUUAUUGUUCAUUGUGUCUGAGUUUUUCAGUUUGGACUCGAAGUGUCGAUUUUUUAUUAGUCCAAACUAUGGCUAAUUUGACACGAGUUGAUUCCGUGGAGAUUGAGAUUACGAAUCGAACGCAAUCUUUUAAAGUACCAAAGGAAUUUUUAUGUUCUAAAAUCCCUUAUUUUGAAAAAAUGUUCUCAAAUGAUUAUUCUGAGUCUAAAACGUUGAAUGUGAAUUUGGAUUUGGAUGAAGAUGCUUUGAGAAACAUCCUCUAUACCGUGAUCAAUGGCUAUACUCACCUUUCGUUUGACACCGUUCUGAAAACCAUGAGCGUUGCUGAUUACCUGAUGAUGGAUAAUCUUAAAAUCCAGUGUCAUAACUUUUUCACGCAAUAUUUCACUAUUGAUCAUUUACCCUUUGUUGUUGAUUCUCUCUUGGAAAAUGAAUGUGCUUCCAGUCAUUUAAACCUGAUAAGUAAACCCAAAAUCGAUUGUUUUAUCAAACGGCAUUUUCUUAAAAUUUCGAAUACUCCAUCAUUUCUCAACUUUCCACUUAAAACUAUUGAAUAUAUUUACAGAUUGGAUGUCAUUGUUGACUCAGAGUAUCAAAAAUUCGAAGUAAUUAUGCAAUGGAUAAGACAAGAUCUAAAUGGUCGAAAGUUACUUUUAUCGAAUUUGUCUCAGUUUAUCCACUGGUCUCGCUUGAGUGCUUUUGAGAUGAGCAAAAUAAAAGCUAAUCCUUUGGUUAUGGAAAUGUCAAUAGUAUCCAAAGUAACUGAGUUCCUGAAAAAAGAUUGCGCUAAAACAAUUAAAUCAAAUGGUUCAUUCGCCAUUUUUGAACUUAAUAAUAAUGUUGAAGUUCUUAUGCUAACAAAGACAAAAUAUUGGUCGAUCUUGGCUAAAUUUGUUAGAUGUAAUGAACUUUCAACAUCUCUUUUCAUAAAUGAAUAUAUUACCGAUAUUAUUUACGAUUCCGGUAGAAAAGGCAUUCGAUUGGAUUGGGAGAAUAAAAAAUAUAUACAUCUCAGAAUGUUUGGUGGAAUGGGCUCUUAUUAUGGCCAAAUAUCAAAAUAUAUGAUGAAUUAUUAUACUGAUAUGCAGAGUGAUAUAUUUUACAUGGAUAUAAGAAACACAGCGCAUAUAAGAACGCAGAUUGUGUUAACAUCAGCUGAAUGCAUCAUUGACUCUGGAAGUCAUUUCACUGCUUUGACUCUUAUUCCCUAUGGGCCAAGUUUUUCUGUUCAGAACUCAAAUAUAGCUUGCUGUGGAACUAUUAGAAACAAAAGUGUCUUCCUUACUCCAUCCACUUCUUCGCGAUUACAUUCAUGCACGAUUCAAGAUACAAUUUAUGUACUCGACGCGACAUUUAAAUUGUUCUAUAGGAGUCCAAAAGAUCAAACUGUAAAAACUUUCAAGUUUAUUGAUGAAGACGGCUUACAUUUCCAAAGCUUGGAGCUUUUCAAUAGCAAUGGAAAGCUCAGUGUUUGUGAUAAAGCAUCGAAAAAAAUCUAUGAAUUCGAUAAACAGCUUGAAAAAUGGCGUUUCGAUUCACAGAUCGAAACAGAAAAAAAUCUAAUUGCAAUGGUAUCAACGUCAAUCAAUCUACCAAAACUCCAUCUUCAAUCUAAAAUAUAA
Messenger RNA from Panonychus citri (citrus red mite), 1689 nucleotides. RefSeq lists its product as uncharacterized. The transcript has 2 exons. Lineage: Eukaryota; Metazoa; Arthropoda; Arachnida; Trombidiformes; Tetranychidae. The record is from RefSeq and is a predicted model, not a curated record. Gene Ontology annotation, molecular function: protein binding. The coding region runs from base 136 to 1689 and encodes 517 amino acids.